UUUCAAUUAAAUUCAAGAUAUACAGCACAACAAUUCCUACAUAAGUUGCAACCCCUAAGGUGGAGGCAAAAAUGGAAGAUUCAUUGGAGAAUUGGAUUUCUCAAAUGGAUGAAGUGUUGAAUGAAAGUGAUAGGGCAUUUGAUGAGGAAGAGUUCCUAAGAGGGAUCCUUGAGCAUGAAAGGGAACACCCCUCCAACAGCUCCACCAACAGCAGUGUGUCCAUUGAAGAGGCAACAACAAGCCUUAGAGGAAGGAGUGGCACCCUCAAAAGCAACAGCUCCAACUCCAUAAAGUCCUUCAAAACAUCAUGUGCCACAUACCUUCUGUCUUUUGACAACUCAAGUGCUGAACCAAUCACACAUAUUGAACCUUCCCCAAAGGGAUUGGGCUUGGGAUGUUCCAACAAAAGGACUGCAGUGAAAGAAUUGGAAGAAUGGAAGCCCCAACCAAAGAAGAAGAUUAGAAGGUCAUCUGACUCACAACAUCACAUAAUUGCUGAGAGGAAAAGGAGACAGGAACUUACAGGGAGCAUCAUAGCACUUUCAGCCAUAAUUCCUGGCCUCAAAAAGAUGGACAAGGCCUAUGUACUUGGUGAAGCUAUCAAUUACACAAAACAACUUCAAGAGCGAGUUAAAGAGUUGGAAAAUCAAAACAAAGACAAAAGAGUAGAUUCAGCAACACUCGUAAGAAAAUCUCAAAGCAAUGACAAUGGAGAAACGAACACGGAAUCACUGUUUGAGGUUGAAGUAAGAGUAUUAGACGAAGAAGUAUUCAUUGGAAUCCAUUGUGAGAAGCAAAAGGACACAGUUUUCAAAAUACAUGCCUUGCUUGGAAAGCUCCAUCUUUCUGUAAACACUAGCAGCGUGUUACCAUUUGGCUCUUCUACUCUUGUAAUCAACAUUAUUGCUCAGAUGGAUGAGGGAUACAAGAUGACCAUGGAUGAGCUAGUGAAAAAACUUAGAGAAUAUCUUUUGGAAGUGUAUGACAGCAAUAAUGGUCCGUGCUAGUGCAUCAAAGAAGUUAUCGAAUUGUAUAGGAUCGAUGGUGUUUUGAGUUUUUUUUUUUAAUUGAAAAAGAAGGCAUGAAUGUGUUUGUUCUUUUCUGUUUAUGGAAGCUAUUGGUAUCAAAGGAUUUAUAAUUACACAUGCACAAUGUUCGACUAAUUGAAUUAAAUUUAAUUGGUCGGCUUGUUUGUUUAUUGAAAUGCUACAUGUACAUUUCUUAAAAUGUACAUGUCUUAGAUUUAUGUACAUUAGUUUAUUGUCCUUUGGCUAUUGUCGCUUUAUUUAAAUAAUAUUGUUUUUCCUCUUUUUCC
Molecule: messenger RNA, 1315 nt
Organism: Cajanus cajan (pigeon pea)
Lineage: Eukaryota; Viridiplantae; Streptophyta; Magnoliopsida; Fabales; Fabaceae
Product: transcription factor bHLH25
Molecular function (GO): protein dimerization activity
Source: RefSeq, a predicted model, not a curated record